Bursaphelenchus xylophilus (pine wood nematode) is the source of this 912-nucleotide messenger RNA. The record is from the annotation of a GenBank genome assembly. NCBI's taxonomy places the organism in Eukaryota, Metazoa, Nematoda, Chromadorea, Rhabditida, Aphelenchoididae.
AUGGUGCACUAUUCCACUCCGUGGAAAGACGAGUCUUACUGGACCUUGAUGAAUGAUAAAAGCCUCACUUUCGACUUCACAGAAUAUUCCGAUGAUGAUGUAAGCCUCUUAAAAUUGUUUUGAGAAAGUUUUAGUAUGAUCUACCCUACUUCCGCGACCAUCGAAACGAAGUUUGGUCGAGAAGUCUGGAGGAAAGCAUUCUGAAAUUAACUUCAGAUGAAAGUACUGUAAAUAUCAUGGAGAACGGGGUGGAACCAGCAAAUGAAGAGGUAAGAAUUGUAAUAGGGACUCGGAGAGGGUUGUGGUAUCUUUUGGGCCUUGUAGGAUUACUGUCAGUUUAUCGUAUAACCUUGCAAUUCUAAUUUGUUCGGGCGCAGCUCGCACAGAAAUAAUUUUAUUCUUUUUGCAAAAUUCUGUAAAUUUUUGGUGUUGAUGUGAAAAUCUUGGUCAAACUAUCGCUUGUCGAUGGCUCUACUUUUGUAAAAUUCUCAUAUUAUCCAGCUUCUGCAGUAGUUUAUAGUGUUCAAGGUAUUGUUUUUGUUUUUUUAAAUAUUACACUUGAUUUUAUGCAUGUUUACCCUGCGUCUCGGAUUUCAGGACGAGUUUUCGUGGAUUUUCAAGGCGUUCGAGGAGAUCAAGAUGUCCGAAAGUCCUCACUCCAUCUCUGCAUAUGCACCUUACUUCACAGAUCUCAAGAGCCCCAAAACUCCGAUCCGUCUGUCCUCCACCAACUCCACCUUCUUUCCCAACCACUCGGGAGAUCAGGCGGCCAAGGAUUCGCUGGAUUCGAAUCGUUUCUUCGGCUCCUCCACCUACAUUUGUACAGCCAUGAUUGAUCCGGACGUCCGCCGUUUUUAUCAAUGCCCUAAGGACAAGAGCCUGGAACAGAAGAUAAAAAUGCUGUGGGCGUAG